AUGUCCUCAACUCUGGUCUUCCAAGGAACAAUCAUUCACUCUCUCGAUCCCGAAAAACUCGAAAUCUUGGAGGAUGCGACACUCACAGUCCACGACGGUCGCAUCACCAACCUGUACAAGUGCACCGAUGAGAUACCACAAGAUGCCAUCCCUCCGGCAGCCAAGCUCCAUAAACUUCCAUUUGGAGACUUUUUGAUUCCGGGCUUCGUUGACGUACACAACCAUGCUCCUCAAUGGCCGAUGCGUGGUCUCGGCCAAGGUCUUCAUAUCCUAGAUUGGCUCAACGACGUCACUUUUCCCUUUGAGGCACGCUUUGCCGACCAAGACUACGCAUCUAGCAUGUAUGAGUAUACUGUACAAAACUUUUUACGUCACGGAAUCACUACGGCAUCAUACUAUGGGUCGCGACAUGCAGAAGCAACACGAAUCCUAGCGAAUAUAUGCCAUGAAAACGGCCAGCGCGCCUUGGUGGGGAAAUGCAACAUGGACAGGAAUGCACCAGACUACAUCUGUGAAGAGAAUGCAUCUACAUCCCUUCGUGAGACUGAAGAGUGCAUCAGCCAUAUCCGAGCCUUGAGUGGGAAUGAGGAUGCUCUAGUAACACCUGUUGUGACGCCCAGGUUUGCCAUCUGCUGCACAUCUGAGCUACUCCAGGGUCUGGGCAAUAUGAUUCGGGACGACGAUACCUUGGCAAUGCAGACACACUUCAACGAAGCUCAGCAAGAAAUAGACGCAACCAAGGCGCUUUUCCCAGAGUUUGGCGGGAGCGAGGCGGACCUAUACGAAAGCUACGGGUUGCUUAACCGCAGAGCUAUCCUCGCCCACUGUACUAUUAUGAGCGAUUACGAAAAGGAGAGGAUCAAAACACUACAAAGGGACUUUUUGCGUCGCGGCAUCAAGGUCGGUCUGGGGACUGAUAGUGGUGGUGGGUGGGCAUCUCAGAUGCUCGCUGUCAUACGCCAGGCAAUGAUAGCAUCAAAUGCACAAGAGGUCUUAUCCAAGGGUAAGGAUAAGGCACUAUCAUUAGAAGAAGUAUUCUACCUUGCGACAAUGGGUGGUGCGAGGGUCCUCUGUCUAGAGGAAAGAAUAGGCAACUUUGAGGUCGGUAAAGAACUUGAUGCUGUCUGGGUGACGACAACGAUGGGGCUACAGUCGGCCAUGGUCCCGCGAGAUACCCAAGACUCUCCGAGAGGAAGGUUUGAGAAGUUUAUUAUGACGGGCGAUGAUCGGAAUAUAGCUCAUGUGUAUGUCAGAGGUCGACGAGUAGCUGGAUGUAAAUGA
Fusarium vanettenii 77-13-4 is the source of this 1281-nucleotide messenger RNA. RefSeq lists its product as uncharacterized. The transcript is spliced from 2 exons. Gene Ontology annotation, cellular component: cytosol. The record is from RefSeq and is a predicted model, not a curated record. Gene Ontology annotation, molecular function: zinc ion binding; guanine deaminase activity. Gene Ontology annotation, biological process: guanine metabolic process. The coding region runs from base 1 to 1281 and encodes 426 amino acids. NCBI's taxonomy places the organism in Eukaryota, Fungi, Ascomycota, Sordariomycetes, Hypocreales, Nectriaceae.